AUGGCUGACCUCCACUUAAAUUGUGGAGGACCUAAAGAGUCAGCCAAUGAGAGGGAAGUGGGUAUAUUACGGUCACCUAAGGGUCACAGACCCGUCAAGGGUCACAGACCCGUCAAGGGUCACAGACCCGUCAAGGGUCACAGACCCGUCAAGGGUCACAGACCCGUCAAGGGUCACAGACCCGUCAAGGGUCACAGACCCGUCAAGGGUCACAGACCCGUCAAGGGUCACAGACCCGUCAAGGGUCACAGACCCGUCAAGGGUCACAAACCCGUCAAGGGUCACAGACCCGUCAAGGGUCACAGACCCGUCAAGGGUCACAGACCCGGAGUUCUCAUAAUAAAAAUAUUUACUUACGUAAUAGUUGUUUAA
Messenger RNA from Oppia nitens, 372 nucleotides. RefSeq lists its product as uncharacterized. The transcript is spliced from 3 exons. Bases 1 to 372 code for a protein of 123 amino acids. The record is from RefSeq and is a predicted model, not a curated record. NCBI's taxonomy places the organism in Eukaryota, Metazoa, Arthropoda, Arachnida, Sarcoptiformes, Oppiidae.